AUGACGUUUGCGUUGCUCCUUUUGGUUGGUCUGCUACUAGCACACGGCGUUACAGGAGUGACCGAUUACCUGGACCACAUGAACGACAAGAUCGAGUCCGCGAUGAACAUGGUACGCGCCUUCUUCGUCAUCUUCCUGGGCGCCUUCACCAUCAACGUGUGCGCCGUCGUCUUCGUCGUGUUCGGCGACGGCAGAGCGCGCAAGGUCCUGUUCCCUCUCGUGCUCAUCUACGCCGUCCUGUACCUGGUCUUCUCCGGCAUCGCCUACCUCUUCCUCGGACUGAGCAGCACGGUGGCCACCAAGUUCCGCUACAUCGGGUCCACCAUCGGCCGCGUGUCCGCGUCCAACGUCUCGGACUCGGCCUUCGAGUACAUCAAGGUUUACGAGCCCGAGUGUCGGCUCCGCUUCAUCUGCGAGGUGUCCGAGAAGGCGGUCCAGAAGGACCACAUGUUCGCCCUCGUGCUCAGGAUCGUCACCACCGUCGGCAGCUCCGGCGGGCCGUACGUCGAGGCCGUGCUCGGAGGACUUGGCGGAAGGGGCUGCCAGACGCUCUUCCCCGAGUGCGGCUAUUCGCCACUCCGGAGGUCGCUUCCGUUUGUCGACUGA
Messenger RNA from Ixodes scapularis (black-legged tick), 606 nucleotides. RefSeq lists its product as uncharacterized. The record is from RefSeq and is a predicted model, not a curated record. The transcript is spliced from 2 exons. Lineage: Eukaryota; Metazoa; Arthropoda; Arachnida; Ixodida; Ixodidae. Bases 1 to 606 code for a protein of 201 amino acids.